Molecule: messenger RNA, 2677 nt
Organism: Drosophila hydei
Lineage: Eukaryota; Metazoa; Arthropoda; Insecta; Diptera; Drosophilidae
Gene: Nct
Product: nicastrin
Exons: 7
Coding region: 186-2285 (699 amino acids)
Biological process (GO): Notch receptor processing; protein processing
Cellular component (GO): membrane
Source: RefSeq, a predicted model, not a curated record
AUUAUUUCAAGGAAUGCCACUAAUGCUGUGCAACUCUGAUUAUGGAAAACCAAGAGUUGUGAUAAGUAACGCGUAUCAAUUCAGACCUAAAUAUAUUAGUACAUAUGUUAGGUUUCUUGUUGUCAUUUGUAUAUUACCAAUAAUACCGCCAGGCAAUUGGCGCAAAAACCGCAAAGAUCUCAUUAAUGGCACAGCAGAUUAAAGCAGCUGCGAUAUGGCUGCUGUUAAUGUUCCAAAGUACUGCCAGUGUUAUUGGCGAACGUACGCGUGAUAAAAUGUACGAACCCAUUUUGGGCGCCAGCUGCUUCCGACGCUUGAACGGUACCCAUCAGACAGGAUGCUCAUCAACAUUUUCGGGAUCUGUGGGCGUACUGCAUCUGAUAAAUAUUGAUGCGGACCUGGAAUUUUUGCUUACCAGUCCUCCAUCGCCGCCGUACGCUCCCAUGAUACCACCACAUUUGUUUACAAGGGCCAACCUGUUACGUCUUAAAGAAGCCGGCCCGAAAAUAAUAUCUGUUGUGCUUCUAAUAAAUAGAUCGAAAAUAGAACAAUUUUCACAUGAACUCAACUGUCCCAAUCAGUACAGUGGUCUCAAAUUAAACAACAGCACAGAGACAGCCACCUGUGAUGCAAAAAAAGUGACCAAUACCUGGAAUCGUUGGGGCACUGGUCUACUGCACGAGGACUUUCCAUUUCCCAUUUACUACAUAGCCGAUCCUGAAGAAAUUGAUAAACUGGAGAAAUGUUUUAUCAAAUUUAACGACUUUGAUUACGAGUCGCAUGCUCUGCGCAGCUUAUGUGCUGUGGAAAUCAAGUCUUUUAUGUCAGCAGCUGUUAACUCUGAAGUGUGCAUGCGGCGGACUAAUUUUAUAAAUAAUCUUGGCGGCAGUAAAUAUUGCGAUCCUUUGGAGGGUCGGAAUGUGUAUGCAACAUUGUAUCCGCGCAGUCCAACUGAAAAUGUAGAUAUCAAUACCGACGAGAAAUUUAUUAUUGUAUCAUGCCGCCUAGACACUACGAGCAUGUUUGAUGGACUGGGAUUGGGCGCGAUGGACUCGUUGCAGAGCCUGGCUAUUCUUACCCAAGUAGCGCAUAUGCUACAUAUCCUAUUACCUUCGCAGAAUACACUGACUGACCCAAAACGCAAUGUGCUCUUUGUGGCGUUCAAUGGCGAGUCUUAUGACUACAUUGGUUCUCAGCGCUUUGUUUACGAUAUGGAGAACUUGGCUUUUCCGACCCGCUCCACACGCACAACGCCUAUUUCAUUUGACAACAUCGAGUUUAUGCUAGACAUUGGUACACUCGACGAUAUUGGCAACAUUAAGCUACACACACUAACCUCUACACUGCUCGCUAAGCAACUGCUGCAGCAGCUCAACCGAUAUGCUAAAUCAUCCCGAUACGGGUUUAAUGUGAACUUCGAAUCAAACGUGGGUUAUCAUAUACCACCCACAUCAGCUCAAUCCUUUUUGCGUCGUGAUGAAAAGUUCCCGGCACUAAUCUUAAACGCUCUGCCCAAUAAUAGAUUCUAUCACUCAAUAUAUGACGAUGUCGAUAAUGUUGCUUUUAUCUAUGCUAACACCAGCCAAGAUUACACAAAGCUGGCUGAUGUGAACGAUAUGAAAAACAUCAGUGUUAAUUCUUUGCAAAUGAAAGUGCGCAAUGUGUCGUCUAUAGUGGCAAUGGCGCUUUAUGAGACAUUAACGGGAAAACAGUACCAAGGAAAUCAAGUGGCCAAUCCGCUGCUGGCAGAUGAAUUCUUCUACUGCUUUCUGCUCUCCUCGGAUUGCCCACUUUUCAAAGCUUCUUCAUAUCUGAACAGUCCUCCAGGUGUACCUUUACCGCCAAUGAGAUACAUAAGUGUGCUGGGUGGCUCACAAGAAUCAUCGGGCUGGACGUAUCGCCUGUUUGGUUAUCUGCUUUCGCACCAAGAGCCGAGUGUGCCAAAAGAGAAUUGCACUCAAUUGCCCCUGUAUUAUUUUGCUGGUCUGAAUGACACUGGAGAGUGUCGCCGUACAACGCAGAACUAUACACAUGCAUUAAGUCCGGCAUUUCUCAUUGAAGACUACGAUUGGCGGUCAGGUCAAUAUUCAACAUGGACUGAAUCAACUUGGUCGCAAUUCAGCGCACGCAUCUUUCUACGUCCGUCCAAUGUGCACGAAAUAACAAUUUUGAGCAUUGGAAUUGUGGUGUUUAUAAUUUCGUUCUGUUUAAUAUAUAUUAUCAGCUCACGAUGGGAAGUACUCUUUGAGGAUCUGCCUGCUAGCAAUGCGGCAUUAUUUAAUUGAUGUUUUUGAAGUUGGCCCGCAGCAAAAACAACAAGAACGCCUUCAUAACUGAACUCUCAUCUGUGCAUGCAAUUCUCACUUCAACAUACUUAGUAACCCGAUUAAAAUGUAUAAAUUAACUAGUUUUUUAACCUUAUUUGAAUUGCAAUUCUAGACUGCCAAUGCCAACGGCUUGUUAGGAGCAGGAUAUUCGGGAAGCUCCAAUUGUUAACUUAUAAAAGACAAAACUAAGAAACACCAAUUGCAUCAUAGAAAUAAAACUAUGAAGUAAUACCCAUGACAAAACCUUUUACUUAUAGACUACUGAUAUUCUAAUUGUUUACUUUAAGUAUUCGAGAAAAAUAUUUAUUUAUAUACAUUUUUGUACUUCAAACACGUAAUAAGCAACACUA